AUGCAGAAAUUGCCCGAGCUCGGACACCUCCACCAAGCUAUUGAGAGUCUACGCGCGGAAAACAAGACAGCGAACGAGAGCAACAUCCGCGAAUCGAGAACCAUCAGGAUUGCUUUGCAGCAGAAUAUGGCCGAACUGAAGGAAAACACCAACACAACGCGCGCAGCCAGCGCGGCUGCCAAGGAGGCUUGGAAAGCCAGCGAGCUGGCGGUCAAGGUCGUGAAGGAUAUCAAAGCACUGGAGCCGAUGAAUCAGGGGAACACCGUGCAAGACCCUAUCACCAUUGCCAGCAUAAGAGCCAUGAACCCCCGUAGCCUUAAGGCGCACGUAGACCGCGCCAUCGAACAAAGCAGCAACGAGCAUAUCCGCAAGCUCAAGACCGUGUCCGCCAAUCAACUCAAGAGCGGCGACCUGAGCGUCAAGACAGCAACGACGAAAGACAUGGAGGCCCUCCGGCAGUUUGCCGAGGACUGGGAAAACCACAUCGGCAACGGAGCCGCCGUGAGGAUCCCAACCUACGGAGUGCUGGCGCACGGCAUCAGAACCAGCUCCAUGAACAUGGAUCGCUUUACAGAAAUCAGAGACGACCUGCUGCAGGACAACAAAGCAUUCAUCCCCAGAGCGGACAUCAAAUACGUAGGCUGGCUGACCCAAUCGGCCAGCAAAAAGACGGCAUCAUCAGUGGUCGUGGAGCUCUCAAGGGCAGAAGACGCCAACAAACUGAUUGACGAGGGACUCAUCUGGCAAGGCCAGGUGUUCCAAUGCGAACGAUACGAUAGACAGUGCCGUCUGAGGCAGUGUUUCAAGUGCUGCGCAUACGGCCACAUAGGAACCCAAUGCAAGGCAACGACAACAUGCGGCUAC
Molecule: messenger RNA, 864 nt
Organism: Colletotrichum abscissum
Lineage: Eukaryota; Fungi; Ascomycota; Sordariomycetes; Glomerellales; Glomerellaceae
Exons: 2
Source: RefSeq, a predicted model, not a curated record